AUGAAAAAGCUAGCCAGGCAGAGAAGUAAAGAACAAAGGGCGAUUCUUCGCCUUCUGCUUGUCCAUGUGGACAGCGAAAGUCACACAAACAAUAGAGAAAAGAUCCUAAUGGUCAAUUUAAUAAGGCUAAUUGAAAAGGAUGCGAUGGAACUUUUUUCCUGCUUUCCAAAUAUUUGGAAAGGAAAUAACUCUGCUUUUUUUUUUUACAUUUUGGCGGCACAACAUGUUGAGAAAAAUUUGAGCAGCAUUUUUUUUUCCCUCCUUAAAGUUUCACAGAGCGCUUACAAAAAUAUGUACAUAGCUUUGCUGCUGUUCAGUUCGAACGACUUUGAAACGAAAAUGAGAUGUCUAAAGUUUAUUUUUAACCAGUGUGUUUUUAAUGAUUGGAAUACACAUGAGGGGAAGAAGGAGGUGGGCCAAGUAGAACGCACCAUCUCCUUCACCGAAGCAACAAAGUAUUUUCACUUCCUAGUGGAAGAAAACGAACCUAUAAACGUCGAAAGACAGAUGAGUUGCUUCUUCUUUUCUGUGAUAGCUGAUUUGAUCAGACAGGACUACGUCGCGUUGCUAAGGGAGAGGAAAAGGGAAAAAGACGAACUUCGAUUGAAGCUUCUCGUGGAACGAAUGAGCAGGAAAAAGUCAAAAACGAAAAAGGAUUACGUGAAUGACCUAAUUCUCUACACUGCCAGUAGAAACAUUUUAAGUGCCUACUUUGGGAACAAUGAGGAUGCCAUUAUUAGUGAGCAUCUGAGAGGGGGUGAACAAAAUGUGGGUAAGAAACAGCUCACAGAGGAGAGUCGAAAAGGGGACUGCCCCAACAUUGAAGGAAGCAAAAAAAUAACCACACCUAAAAGGGGAAGCACCCACUGCAACGUAGCAACAGAGGAAGAAGCAACCCUAUGCUCCACCAUUGAGAAACAUUACCAUGUAGACUUCCUCAAGGGCAUUUUCCUAUACGUAAAAAAUAUGAUAAAUACGUAUUACAACAUUUUUGAGAAGGAAAAAAAAAGCAGCUCCGUUCAGAUGAAGAGGAAUUACUUCACAUGUUUUAUCACCCAUAGUAUAACCAUCCUGAUGAACAUAUGUUUUCUGAACGGUAACUUUAUUAGCAGCUCCUACGAAUUGGUAAAAAAUGUUAAGAAGAAUUUUUCACCUCACAUGAACACAUCUAUCAUCAUUCCUAUGGCAGAAUUUAUUUUAUUUUUUUCCUCACCAGAGGAAUUUUUCCAUGUGUCUAAUUAUCUCUAUACCCAUUUUGUAAAGGAAUUUAAAAACUACCUUCCAGCCGUAACGUUUUUUGACUUCAUCAUGAGGAAUGUUAACAUACUUCAUCAGAGGAAAUUUUUUUUUUUAAAAUUUUGCUCCAUCAUAUUGAAGACGUAUUUUUUUCACCACCAAAUUUUCAAGCAUGACUUGAUUGCCCUUUUGCCUUGCUUAAUUUACGGGAAUAAUUACAAGGACGUUUUCUACUUCCUUCUCUACGCCCCCGUUUUAGUGGACCUGGAUCAAGUGGAACGGACCGGAGAGUUGAAUUCACAAAAAGGAGGAAGCAGACUGUCUCACACGGGUAGCGAUUUGAGGGGGACCCACAAAAAAGCGGUGCUCAUUCAGGACUUAGACGGCCUCACAGUUCGGGGAGACCCGAAGAACAAACGACGCAUGCAGGACAUACGCGAAAACAUGCACAAAUAUUUCAGGGCCUACUUCGAGGCGGUACUCACCAGAGGGGGAAGUGACAGUGGGAUUGGCCGUGAAAAGGAGGGCUACCCCCCCUGGAGGGACGAACUAACAAAAGUCAUUUUGCUAAAGUUGGCUUGCCCUGAAGUUAUGGAUAUACUAAAUAAGGAGAGCAUAAAGGAGAUGCUCAGAAAUGUUAGUCACUCAGUUCGCUGCAAUCCAAGUUUGUUGAUCCUGCUGAAGGAUGAGUUUCUACAGUUAUUGAAAAAUGAAUCUUCCAUGUACUACCACUUGGUGAGUGAAAAAGUUUUACAAAUCGUAGCGGAAAAUACGAAACGUAUGGAUAUCACAUAUGACGACAUUGAAAAGUAUUACUUCACUUUGCAUUCCUUUUUCUCUGGGGGAAAUUACAAGGAGGUAAAGUUUUGGGUGUCCUUAAUUCAUGCCUUUACUAACAUAGGUAUAUAUUGCCACGACUUUUCCGAAAGUGUCUUAUGUGUCUACGCAGCAUUUCUUUCAAGAAGCGACGUAACCCUGAUGCUGAAGCAUAUCGUUAGUGAGCACGUUGGGAUAAUAAAGAACGUGUCCUACGCGAAGGGAGGGUUCUUUUCCUAG
Molecule: messenger RNA, 2292 nt
Organism: Plasmodium coatneyi
Lineage: Eukaryota; Apicomplexa; Aconoidasida; Haemosporida; Plasmodiidae
Exons: 6
Coding region: 1-2292 (763 amino acids)
Source: RefSeq, a predicted model, not a curated record